ACUCCAAUUCACACCCUUGCACCAAAGGAGGAUCCCUUCUUUCAUCAAACCCCUGGUGGACUGGGAAUGGCUCUUCUAUGGCAAUUUUUCCCCUGUGAAUCUGAUGCUACUGCUCUUGCCUCCCUCUUUGCCCAGGUUACCCUCAAAUUUUUUCUCAGGUCUGAAAGUUUAAUUGAAUCUGUCACUUCCAAGCUCCUCUCAGGCCAGCUACCCUUCAUUUAGUGCCAAGAGAAAUCAUAAACCACAGGUGUGUGCUCCUCCUGCUCCUUGGGGGCUGCACCUGAGGCAAGUUAGGGUUUGCAGCCUGUGCUAUAUAGCCAGCCCCAUGGCACUUGCUGGCUGCUUUGUUGGAGGCUGAGAUGAACUCAGAACCUAGGAAGAAGCGUGGUCAUGUUUCCACCUCUGGGGACAAAAUAUUUAAAAAGACACCAAAGAGAAAGGAAACCUUUUCAGUCUAUAUUUACAAAGUACUGAAGCAGGUGCACCCAGACCUCACCAUCUCCUCCAAGGCUAUGAGCAUCAUGAACUCCUUUAUCAACGACAUGUUCGAGCGCUUGGCCUCGGAGGCCUCGCGCCUGGCCCAGUACAGCCACCGCUCCACCAUCACCAGCCGCGAGGUGCAGACGGCCGCCCGGCUCCUGCUGCCCGGCGAGCUGGCCAAGCAUGCCGUCUCCGAGGGCACCAAGGCCGUCACCAAAUACACCAGCAGCAAGUGACCACC
Molecule: messenger RNA, 721 nt
Organism: Empidonax traillii (willow flycatcher)
Lineage: Eukaryota; Metazoa; Chordata; Aves; Passeriformes; Tyrannidae
Product: late histone H2B.L4-like
Exons: 2
Coding region: 360-716 (118 amino acids)
Cellular component (GO): nucleosome
Molecular function (GO): protein heterodimerization activity; structural constituent of chromatin; DNA binding
Source: RefSeq, a predicted model, not a curated record